Molecule: messenger RNA, 1547 nt
Organism: Zootermopsis nevadensis
Lineage: Eukaryota; Metazoa; Arthropoda; Insecta; Blattodea; Termopsidae
Product: cytochrome b5-related protein
Biological process (GO): lipid metabolic process
Molecular function (GO): heme binding
Source: RefSeq, a predicted model, not a curated record
CUUAUAAAUUAUAGCCAGAAAAUGAUACAGAGGUAAACACUGACAGGAAGUAGACAGAUUCAGACAGCUUCGUGUGUGAUACACAAAAUGGCACCCAGGAACGAAGAGGAGCGUUUCCCAUUGUGGUGGAAUCCUGUUCUUCGCGAAGCACCGCCUAAGUCCGCAGAGCUGUUCCUUAAGGACAAACAGAGGGAUGACGGUGCCGAGGGGCUAUGGCGCGUCCACGAUGGUCUCUAUGACAUUUCCUCCUUCAUAGACAACCAUCCAGGUGGCUCAGAAUGGUUACGACUCACCAAGGGGACAGAUAUCACGGAAGCGUUCGAAGCUCACCACACUACAACUGCAGCAGCUCAUAUGUUGGAACUUUUUUAUGUGAGGCGAGCCUCUACGCCACGAAACUCACCCUACACUUUCCACAAGGAUGGGUUUUAUCGUACCCUACAACGACGAGCACGGGUUGCUCUGGCUGGAGUUCCCCGAGGCCCCAACUUCGCUUCUGCCCUUAUAGCAGAUUUGCUUGCUCUGGGCACGAUAACGUUCUCCGUGCUGGCCGCUGCCACCAGCAGCUAUUCCAUGGGAACCUUGGCUGGUCUCCUUGUGGCACUGAACGUCGUCACAGCCCACAACUUCCUGCACCAGAAGGACAACUUCCGCAUGUAUUAUUUCAACCUGUCUUUCAUGUCGUUCAGAGACUGGCGAGUGGGGCACGCUAUGAGCCACCACCUGUUCCCCAACUCGCUGCUCGAUCUGGACAUCUCCAUGUUCGCUCCACUAUUCCAGUACCUGCCGGACCCUUCCAAGACCUUGUGGGGCCGUUACGGCCCCUGGAUCUACAGUCCGUUUAUCUACAGCAUCAUGUUUCACGGACACAUGUUUCUCAGAUUGUGGCCCUUGGCUAAGGGAAGGAUUGAUUCUCUACGCUUGGAUGACGCUAUACCUCUUGUGAUCCCUGUGUCAAUGAUGGCGUUUGCUGGUGUGAGCCCCGGGGAUGCGUUCUGGAUGUGGAUGUGGGUCACAGUAACCUCAAGCCUCUUCUUCCACAUCAUUGCCUUCAAUGGAGCUCAUCACCAUCCUGAGAUAUUCCACGAGGGGGACGCCCCCAGAGGUGACCGGGACUGGGGUCUGGCUCAGUUGGAUACCGUGAGAGAGCGACCAGCGGUGAACAGUUCCUUAUUUGCUGCUCUGACGAACUUUGGUUAUCACGGACUGCAUCAUCUGUUCCCUGCCGUGGAUCACAGCCGUCUUCCUAUUCUCUACCCCGCACUGAAGAUUACCUGCGAAGAGUUCCGUGUCAGUUUCGCAGAGUAUUCACUCCUCGAGAUGUACAAGGGGCAGUUUCAGCAGAUUGCUAGAAACAAACCGAACCUCGUUCCGCCGGGACAAAUAGACAUCGGAGAAGUGACACGCCAUAAAUAGAGUUCCCGGAAUUGGGUACGUUUGGCUUCUCCAGAAUCUCUAAUCACUAAUGACAAUAGCAUUCAAGCUACAAAGAAAAUUAUAAUUAUUUGAAAUGUUCUACUGAAAGAAAAGUUUAAUAAAAUAUACUU